UGGAAGAAGCAGCGGGAGGAGCUGACCGCGCAGCUGUUCCAGGAGUUCAACCGCACCGUGUUUGAAGGGCAGCUGCCGGCGGGGCUGGAGCUCAGGUGGAAUGCGCGGCUGCUGACGACGGCGGGGCUGACGCACUACCGGCGCGAGAUCCCCGAUGACCCCUACACCGCGCGCGUGGAGCUGAGCAGCAAGGUGCUGGACGGGUUCAGCAAGCUGGAGCGCACGCUGUGCCACGAGCUGUGCCACGUGGCCGCCUGGCUGGUCAACCACACCGCCAAGCCGCCGCACGGGCCCGUGUUCAAGGCGUGGGCCGACAAGGCGAUGCGCCUGUACACGCACCUAGACAUCACCACCUGCCACGCCUACGAAAUUUUCUACCCCUUCAGGUGGCAGUGCACCAACAGCGGGUGCCUGCAGGAGUAUGGGCGGCACAGCAACAGCAUCGACGUGGCCAAGAAGGUGUGCGGCGCCUGCCGCUCCCCGCUGGCCUUCCUG
This is a messenger RNA of Chlorella variabilis, 495 nucleotides long. RefSeq lists its product as hypothetical. Gene Ontology annotation, cellular component: nucleus. The record is from RefSeq and is a predicted model, not a curated record. The annotation marks the transcript as partial. NCBI's taxonomy places the organism in Eukaryota, Viridiplantae, Chlorophyta, Trebouxiophyceae, Chlorellales, Chlorellaceae. The transcript has 3 exons.